AUGGAUGCGGAGGCGCGAGAGGUGUACGAAGAGAUACGCGCGCUGGAGCGGGAGGCGUUGGAGAGGGUGAACGAAGCCCUCGAUGACGGGCGCGAAGACGCGGAAGCGUCGCGCGAAGACGCGCUGACGAGGGCCAAAGCGUGCGCGCUUCGAGUGCGAGCGCUGAUUGAGGAAUUGCGGGAAAUCGGUGACGACGCGGAGAGCGUGGACGCGCGACGAGCGAUCGCGAGCGCGGUGAGCGAGCGGGAGUUGGCGUUAGAGAACACGCGGGCGAUCAUGAGACACGCGGUGAUCGAGGCGGCGUCGAAAGGGCGAGCGAGAGAAGCUCGAGAACGCGAGGCGCUGCUGACGGGACAGAGCGGGACGAGUCGACACGACGCGACGAAGGCCAGCGGCGCGGUGUCGAUCGCGAGCGAAGCCACGGAGGGAUUACGAAGGGCUCGACAAAUGAUGGCGACGGAGUUGGAGAAGGGCGAGAAGACGUUGGCGGCGAUUACGGAAUCGACUGCGACGAUGGAGCGAACCGGAACAGAGUACUCAAACCAAACCACAAAGCUUAAAUCAGGUCGCCGUUUGCUGACGACGAUCGAGAGGCAAACAUUCAUGGAUAGAAUCAUCCUUUGGUUCGGGUUCACGGUCUUUUUGUUGGUCGUUAUACACAUUUUGUGGAAGCGAACGCCCGUGCUCGCGAGGUUUCAUCCGCUGUACUACAAGUGGUCUUCAAAGACCGCGGCUGUGGCACCGGUCCUCGGUGAUUCUUCCAAAGAAUCGGCGCAUUCGUUCGAAAUUACUCAGCAUCCGUCCGAUGGUGCGGUGAGCGGGGAAUCUGGUGUCGGUGAGGAAGACGACCCUUACAAGAUCGGCGUCGAGACGCGUCGCGGCGACGGCGAACUUUAG
Messenger RNA from Ostreococcus lucimarinus CCE9901, 897 nucleotides. RefSeq lists its product with no specific name. Gene Ontology annotation, cellular component: SNARE complex; endoplasmic reticulum. NCBI's taxonomy places the organism in Eukaryota, Viridiplantae, Chlorophyta, Mamiellophyceae, Mamiellales, Bathycoccaceae. Gene Ontology annotation, molecular function: SNAP receptor activity. The transcript has a single exon. Bases 1 to 897 code for a protein of 298 amino acids. The record is from RefSeq and is a predicted model, not a curated record. Gene Ontology annotation, biological process: retrograde vesicle-mediated transport, Golgi to endoplasmic reticulum.